AUGGAGCAUUAUGAUGGUGGUGACUACGAGGACGGUACUACUUUGGAUUUCCAUACAGGAAACAUCAAAGAGUACCAGUGGAGAUACAUGUUAAAAAUCCUUAUGCACCCAUCCAACAAAAAUAAGGACAAGAUCCUCGAAGCAAUGCACCAUUUCUACACAAAUACUGCUGAAGAAGAACCAAAAGAAAUUCCAGAUCAUGUUGAUUUGAGCAGCAAUCUUACUACAAUGACAUAA
This is a messenger RNA of Oldenlandia corymbosa var. corymbosa, 237 nucleotides long. The record is from the annotation of a GenBank genome assembly. Lineage: Eukaryota; Viridiplantae; Streptophyta; Magnoliopsida; Gentianales; Rubiaceae.